UGUGUGCUGUGGACUGGUUAUUUCUUUUUUUCCCCUUCUUUCUUUUUUAUUGCAGCACCUGCGUAGGCUCGUGACUCACACGCCGAUUUGUUGAUGGCCACUAGAAUGGUUGCACACGCACCCGUGCAGUGUGCGGCGCGCGCCACUCGCAAUCACACGCCCACAGCGGACGGACAUCAGAGCUGCACACACAAGUCAAGAGUGACAAGGCGAAGACGGCCGACAGACCCACGGGCGCCGUAACCCAGAAACUCCUUUCUCUCCGGUUGUGUGUUUUCUGUCGCAGAUGCUUCAACCGAAGUGUCCUCGCCCGUGGACGUGCUUCCCUCCUCCACGCGGAUGCUGAAGCAGGGCUGAUCUGAUUUAUGGCCGCUAACAGCAAAUCCGACUAGAGGAGAUGAGCAGCCAGCGGCGGCCGUCGGUGCUCGCUUUAGCGACACUGCUGCUCUGCACAGCGCAGCACAGGACUCAUAGCAGCGGCUCAGCAUCAUCAUCUGCAUCUGCAUCCCCAUCAGAAGUGACAGGCAGGGAAGAUUCUGGGAUGCAGCGCAGGUGGCUCAAACACCAUGGCAACAGCAGUCAGGAAAGCAGGCCGUGGCAGAAAGCAUCAAGCCUCAAUGCUUCCGCUGUGACAUCAGUCAAGAGGAGCCCGCUGAGCGGGGCGCCAUCACCGUUAUGUGCCUACCAAGUCACGGAGGGAGGCAUCGGGGGACCGCUCUGCUUUCGACACAUGUUGGCUGGGUACACUUGCCAUGAGGGAGACUGCAGGCUGGCAGUUUCUUCAGGGAGCUUGGUUGCAAAUAUUCUCAUCAAUGGUAGCGUGCUACUACAGUGGAGCCAAGGGAGCGCGGUCUCGGGAAUUCAGGGGUCAGACGAUCAGACGAGAGCUCCUGGAGCAAAAUCGUCGAGUAUUGAAAGAACAAAUAGUAGUUUUAGUGGCCGGCGCCACAGACAUGGAGGUUACGAAUUGAGCUGCUGGUGGAACGGCAGCUACACUCAGUUUGAGUGCACCGGGGUCCAUCUCGGUUCGGGGUGCAGGGACUUUCUGUUGAGCGAACUGCACCAGAACAUCCCCUACCGCAUCUGCUUGCGCUCUCUGGCCCAGAGAGCGGACCACAAGGACUGUGUGGAGUUUAUCCUGCCGCCGUCCGGGAUGCAGGAUAUCGUGAUCGCCAUGACAACAGUCGGGGGCGCCAUUUGCGUGAUGUUGGUCAUCAUCUGCUUACUGGUGGCGUACAUCACAGAAAACAUCAUGAGCCCCGCGACACAGCACACAUACUCCUACCGCACUCACUCACGCCACUGAGGCUCACCUUGAACACUAACUGUCCACCAUGACCUCGCCUGAUGUGACCUCCACUUAAUUGUUGUCCGUGUAGUAACAUCAGUGUGUGUGUGUGUGUGUCUGUGAACUGAAGCACAAUAGUGUAUCUGAAGCAGAUAAACCUAUAAACCUGUGCAAAUGAGAGCUAAACCAAAUUUACCUGUAUUGCACAGUGUAAACUCUGAGUCAAAAAAAUACAUACCGGAUUAAUUCUAAUACGUCAUAGUUUGGGAAAUAAAAAAAAAAAUAAGCGGUCAAUUUCCCAACCUUUAUUGAUCAUUCAUCAGAAAGAUUUCCUGACACAAUACAAACCAAAAAUGUCAUAAAGAGUACAUGUGCUAAAAUAAUGCUCUUGUCUCAAUUUACUCACAAAUUCACGUCAUGUAAAAUCUGGGCCUGUCUAAAGCCGAGAUACUCACACAAAGCCGUGACUUGCUGGAUUCUGUUAUAAGAAUGGCAAAAUGUUUAUUGUACCUUCUUCUGCCAUCGAACAGAAAAGCAUUAAAUUGUUCUGUCUGUCAAUAUAUAUCUGUGGCAUACAUUGAUGAACAAAGAUAUAUUUGGAAUUAAUAAUUUUGGUAGAAAUUAAGUGAAUUUUAAGACUUUCCAGCGGGACCCAAUGAUCUCUCACAAUAGUGUGCCGUGGUACCCGGGUUAAGGAAUUGCAGCUUUGGGUGACAUUUCAGCAUUGUCAGUAGUCAUGCAAGUGUAAAUGUAAGUUAACCAAUAGCAAUGGUAAUCUCUUGAAACAAUAAUAUACAGUAUAUAGUCACCUUACCCGUUUAAUGCUACGUUGUCGGUUUUGUGUUGUUAUUGUCGACUUGUUGAGUUUGUUGUGUUGUACUGAACAGCAAGGACAGAGAAGACAACGAAUGACAAAAUGCUCAUUUACAUAAUACAAAUUCUGAAGUACAUCCCAUUCAUCUUUUAGAAUUAUUGUACUGAGCACCCACAACAGACAGAUGAGACCAUAUUCCCGUGUUUCAUAUCCAUUUCUUGUACUACUGUGUAUGGUGGACAUUAUAUUUCACCUCUUGUUGUCGUCACUGAUACCCUUUGUUGUGACAAAAAUGAAUUUAAAAAAAAGAGCCAAAGAAACCACAAAGUAUCCUUGAGGAAUUCCUCCUGAAGUCUUGCGAAUGAAUUUUGAGUCAUUUUGUUAAUUUGAAUUCCAUAUUGUACAACCUAAGGGCAUUGGAGGUUUUCCUGCACUUUACAAUGAGAACAUGGUGAUCCGCUCAAUUGUGUUGCAUUCAUGAGUUUGUCAGUGAUUAAUUGUGAAUCUGUUUAUCGGCUGCAAUAUACAGCAAUGUCAUUCAUGAAAUGCAUUUAAUGUUCCCCGUUAGCUGACGUUUACUCAAUGUACGCCACUCACAAGUGUGCCGAUAACUUGUGACCUUGUUGGCACACAAAAGAUACUGGAGUGAAUUAAAUGUGUCUGUUACACUUAUCUUGUGACAUACAUAUGUUUGUAUAUCAUUUAGUAAAGGGCAAUAUAAUCACUAAAUACUGUACCAAACAACAUCAUCCAUGAUACCUUGGUGUCCUGCUGUCAGCCAAUAAAGUAUCUUAGAUAAU
Hippocampus zosterae (dwarf seahorse) is the source of this 2902-nucleotide messenger RNA. RefSeq names its product fibronectin type III domain containing 10 (gene fndc10). Bases 398 to 1306 code for a protein of 302 amino acids. The record is from RefSeq and is a predicted model, not a curated record. NCBI's taxonomy places the organism in Eukaryota, Metazoa, Chordata, Actinopteri, Syngnathiformes, Syngnathidae. The transcript is spliced from 2 exons.